Gloeophyllum trabeum ATCC 11539 is the source of this 676-nucleotide messenger RNA. RefSeq lists its product as uncharacterized. NCBI's taxonomy places the organism in Eukaryota, Fungi, Basidiomycota, Agaricomycetes, Gloeophyllales, Gloeophyllaceae. The transcript is spliced from 6 exons. Bases 38 to 676 code for a protein of 212 amino acids. The record is from RefSeq and is a predicted model, not a curated record.
CUACCCACAACCGAUACUUCAACUUCAAAGCUUCUUCAUGGCAAGCUCGACAUGGCCAAUCGUGGAUGAAAACACCGGGUCUCUAGCGAUCGGUGAUGCUGCCCAUCCGAAUUAUAAUCAACCGUCCGAUGGCGUCGAUGGUACAUCUGGUAUGAGGCGGUUCGGCGUUGAGUGCCGGAAUAGCUUGCAACAAACCUUCACGUUCUCUAUGGUGCAUGACGCAACGUCUGCACCAUCUGUAGAUUUCGGUAUCGAUCCUUCGCUUUUGAUGCCAGCCCCCCCGAUAAUACCAGCGUCAGAUGCACUCGAGUCCGAGUCUUCUCUAAACCCUCCAAUGGCCGACAACCACCGGAAGAAGCGCCCCCUUGCCAAGCGGGUCCUCGCCCGACCUCCGCCUGUUCAAACUUCCAAUAUUCCUACCAAACGACCGCGUUUGGAAAAAAAUCAUACUAUCCAUUGCAAUAAAGCCAAACCCAAGUCCAAGCAGCCGACGGUGGAACUGGCCAUCAAGUUCGAUUUCGCUGACCCCAUCGACGGUGUGCCGAAGCUGGUAUGCGGGGGAACAGACGGCUGCGGCGCGUUCGUUUCGGAGGACGGCGCCUCCGUGUACGACCACGUCGCCUCGCACAUCAAGAAGGAGUAUGGUAAAAAGUGCACCACGGACCAUAUUCGGUGA